Messenger RNA from Moesziomyces antarcticus, 564 nucleotides. Its product is annotated as zinc finger protein. The coding region runs from base 1 to 564 and encodes 187 amino acids. The record is from RefSeq and is a predicted model, not a curated record. Lineage: Eukaryota; Fungi; Basidiomycota; Ustilaginomycetes; Ustilaginales; Ustilaginaceae. Gene Ontology annotation, biological process: protein import into mitochondrial intermembrane space. The transcript is spliced from 4 exons. Gene Ontology annotation, cellular component: mitochondrial intermembrane space. Gene Ontology annotation, molecular function: zinc ion binding.
AUGUGCAAGCACAUCCUCAACGCACAGGUGUCGAUCCGUGCACCUUGUUGCCAAAAGUUCUUCGACUGCCCGGAAUGCCACGCCGAAUCGCAAGACCACGGGCUGCGCAAGACGGUCGAGAUGGCGUUCAUCUGCAAAAAGUGCCGCAAGGCGUUCCGCAAGGACCUCACGCAGUACGAAGAGUCGGACGAGUUCUGUCCGCACUGCGACAACCACUACGUGAUCGAGGCCAAGACGCCACAAGCAGUGCUGCAAGUUGAGGGCGAGGAUGCACGAGUCGACAACCGAAUGUUGCGCGACGACCGCAUCAAGUACGACCCGCGCAAGGACUUCUACUACCGCCGCGUGGCAGCGCAGGAGACGGAGCGCAUCGACGAAGGUGGCUGGCUGCAGGCGAUCAAAGACCGUGCUGCGGGAAAGCUCGGUCCUGACGGUCUUCCCAUCGAUGCCGCAGGCCCCGUGGGUGCAGAUGGCAAACCGCUGCUGGAUACGUCGGCACUUGCGGGUCCAGGCGCCAAGCCACAGUGGAACAAGUUCAACGACGAUGAUCUCGACUGGUCCUAG